Molecule: messenger RNA, 3321 nt
Organism: Amphiprion ocellaris (clown anemonefish)
Lineage: Eukaryota; Metazoa; Chordata; Actinopteri; Pomacentridae
Gene: gsdmeb
Product: gasdermin Eb
Exons: 10
Coding region: 176-1585 (469 amino acids)
Biological process (GO): programmed cell death
Cellular component (GO): cytoplasm
Source: RefSeq, a predicted model, not a curated record
AGCGUCUUAUUUUGAAGGGCGGAGCAACUCCUGAGUCUUCUGUCCCCAAACAGAAACCUGACAGACCAAACACCGGUGCGGGGGAAAUCGGUGUUCUCUGGCCUCAGAGAAAGUUUCUCGUGUGGUUCUUCGCCAAAUUGAGGACUUCAGGGAAACGGUUCAAUCCAGCUGGAAGAUGUUUGCCGUAGCUGCCAGAAACUUUGUGGAGGAGGUGGAUCAUGGAGGUUUACUGAUCCCGGUGUCCAGCCUGAACGACUCGAUUGCUCCUCUGACGGUGGUGGUGAAGCGCACGCGAUUCUGGUUCUGGCAGAAGCACAAAUAUCUCCCCACUGAUUUUAACCUCAGUGAUCUACUAACAGGAGACACACCUAUAAAGCCAGUUGUGGUCGACACAGACUUCAUCAAAUACACUGGGACAUUCGGUGACAACAUUCAAGGAGGCCUGGAUGCAAGUUUCGUCCGUACCAGCGUCAACGUAGGGGGUAAAGACUCUUCAAAACUCCAGUUGUCCUUUGGAAGUUUGAAGAAAGAGGAGGUGGAUGUGCAGAAGUUGCUGCGAGACUCCAAAGACAGGCUCCUGGACAUGUCCCACAGUCUGAUCCAGCAGACGAAGGAGAAGCCCCGACAGCUUCUGGGGAUUGUGAAGGAGCGUAUUGUGACCACUCAGCCCUGUUCGGUCAUAGAGGACGUCCAGCAAGGUGGACAGUGUGGAGGAAGUGUCACCAUCUGUGGCCUCAAGAGCUCUAAGCUUUUACUAAAGGAGAAUGGGAGCUUGAGUAAAGACAGUAACAUCACCAUGGAGAUUCCUAUCAACACCACCAUUGCCUAUGGCCUUAUAGAGCUGGAGAUCAAACAUGAUGGACACUACAAGCUGUGUCUCAUGUCAAACACCGAUGGAGGUUUUGAAGUAGACGGGGCAGUUAUGAAAGGAUGCGUGAGUGUCUGCAGAGCUCCUGCACAUUCUUCUGAAAAUAACCACCUUCGACAAGAACUGGAACAACUCAGUGACAAUUUCCAGCUGCUUUCAGCUCUCCCUGCAUCUACCAGGUCGUCUCUGUUUGAGCAAAUCACCAAACUUAUGCAGGACCAAGCAGCCCUCAGUGCACUUCAGAAUGUGCUGGACCACAUGUGCCUGGGUAAGAAACCGAACAUGAGUGAUGUUACAACAGCGGAGUCUCAACAGCAGAGCAUCCAAGUGAUCCUGGAUGUUCUGGAGCAGUGUGAUCAGGUUGGGUCAGGCCAGUCCACAUCUGUCCUCGCAGCCCUUCACCUCAUUACCAGCGCCUUAGAUGAGAUGACAAACGACUGCCUGGCUGCAUUGGGAACGUGCUGCAGCCCUGCAGUGUUACAGACGCUGGAGCUACUGGUGCAGACUGUCUGUGGAGAUGGAGAAGUGCCUCUGAGCAGCGCAGGUCUGACAGAGGACAUCUAUGAAAAGACUGAACAUCUGUUUGCUCUCUCUAACGUGUCCCUGAAGAGAGACGGGGACGUGGUGAAGACGGAAAUAAACCAGCAGCCAGGACAUCUUCCUCUGGUCCUGUGCAUCGCUGUCAGGGGCCUCGCCUCAUUGGCCCACAGCGUUUGAACUGAAGACAACUUCACAUCCAGCAGAAACUUGAAAUGCCACACAGGUACGAGGUAAACGGGACCACACAGAUAAAAUGCUAUCUGUGUUUUUAAUUCUUUUUUUAAGCUGCAGUAUGUCUUGUUUUGGUUUUUUUAAAAGUGGGAUUUUAAUGUUUUUUAGUACAUGUACUGGUGCUGCAAAAAACAACAGAGCAUUUUCAACCUAAUGUCUACUUCUUGUUGAGAUUAUUUGGACUAGGAAAAAAUAUAGCACAACUUCUCAUUCUAAAAAACGUAACAAUCAGGGUCCCUCCUAAAUUCAUUAUUGCUAAAUUGUAUACAUAUAAAUAUCUUAUUUAACAAAAUUUUGUAUGAGUUUUGUCAAUCAGUUUUGAAUUUGGAUAAAAUAAGCAUAUUGAAUGAACUUCUGAUUUUCUAAAUAAAAAAUUUUAAAAAUUGGAUUAUAUGGGCAACAUCAAUAUACAGACUAAUCUGUAUACCUGGUAAUAUUUGGAUUUUUAGUCUAAUAUUGCUGUUAAGCAUUUUUUUGAGGGAAAAAAAAGUCUAAAUUGUCUGAUUUCAGCUGCAUAAAUUUGAAUAUUUUAUUAUCCAUCAUAAGCUUUGGAAAACACUGAUUGACAUUUUUCUACAUUUUCUAGAUCAAAAAACUAAUUAUUUAUUCAAGAAACGGUAAAACAAUAGUUGCAGCCCUACCUGCAAGACAUGCAGGUGCCUUGUGUCUCAGAAAAGCAUCAAAUGUAAUUGUUUUUAAUGAAUUAACAUACCUCGCACUUUGUAACAAACUAAUUUUUUAAUUAAGGGUCUGGUGUAAUGUCUAAGCCAGGGGUGUCAAACUCAUGUUAGUUCAGGGGCCACAUUCAGCCAAAUUUGAGCUCCAGUGAACCGGACCAGUAAAAUCAGAGCAUAAUAACCUAUAAAUAACCACAACUCCAAUUUUUUCCCCUUUGUUUUAGUUCAAAAAAGUAUAUUCUGAAAAUGUUCACAUUUAAUGAAUUAUCUUUUUACAAAACAUUAUGAAAACCCUGAAAUUUCUCAACAAAAACAAGUUCAAUUUCAACAGUAUUAUGCGUGUUUAACAUUUACAUGUGCAUUACAACUGACAGAUCACAGUUUAUCUGCGAAGGAACAAAACAUUUAGUCACAGCUAUCUGGAACUGAACCAUAUAGGAUUUUACUUUAUGAUCAAAACAACCUGUCAAGAUUUAGAAAUUAUUUAUAAUUUACAGUUUUACAAAUUUACAAUUUACAGUUAAUGUCUUCUCUGUAAUUUUUACACUUUGCAAAGACGUCCCGCAGGCCAAAAUGGACCAUCUGUCGGGCCGGUUUUGGCCCACAGGACGCAUGUUUGACACCCCUGGACUAAGUCCUGAAGGCCAACACAACUGUAAAGCUGUAGGAUUUGUUCUACUUUAUUGUUUGGGGCUUUUAUUAACUGGUCAUAUCAGUUUUAUGUUACUAUUAAAUAAAGCUAUCAUCAAUUUUAGAAACUGUAAUGUUGCAUCCCCAAUUGAAGCACUUCACAUCUCUAUAGAGAUGAGCUCUCUGCAGGGUUUAAUGUUCCAACUACAAACCUCAUUCUGAAGUUGAACAAAUUAGUUUAUGAAUAUUUGAAUUUUUGUUGCCAUUGGUUUUAUUGUGCCUCAGUUAGCAAUGUUAAUAUUUGGAAACUCUUUCAACUUAAGUUGUAUUUUUAUUUCUGUGGUGCAAAAUGAAAGAAAUAAUGUACAAAAACCA